UUUUACCUUUUAACUCCCAAAUCCACGUGAAAUCUUUCAGCAAAACCCUUUCCGAUUAUAAUUCUCCUUCUUCCCGGACAGAAUUCAGCUAGGGAUCGAAUUAAGCCCUAAUUCAGCUAUGGAGGGGAAGGAUGCGAGGCGACGAUUGGUUCAAUCGACACUGUUUCCACGCAGGGAGAGUGUGAUCAAGGAAGGAGAAAAUUGCGGCGGCAAUGGAGAAGAACAAGUGUCGGAAGAAGAGGAGGAGUGGUGUGGCAGUAGCAAAAGGCGGAGAGGAAGUAAGGUGAAGCCUAAUUCAAGGUCAAAAACGACGCCGCCAGCUUCUUCGAAGAAGGUUAUAGAAAAUGGCAAAGAAACUUCAAGCAAGCAAGUGAAUGAUAGUUUUUCCCCAGUUGCUUCAAAGUCCAGUUUCUUUGUGAAGGCCUCUGAGAGGCCCCAGCAAGAAAUUCAGCAAAAUCAGCCAGUAUUCAUUGAUUCGCCUGAAGAUAAUGAUGAAAUCAAUUCACCUCCUAUCUCUACUCCAAAUGGUAGGAGUACUCCUCGAAAGAUGAAGAGGCAGGAUAAGUCAACUCCAACGAAGGAAAGGAGGACCUCAACACCAAAUAAAAAGAUGAAAAAUGGCAGAAGAGAAUUAUGUUGUGUUCAACUCCCAUUUGACCUUGCAGUGGAAGAACAGCCAUUGCGAACAAUUCCAGAUCUAAGAUUGGAGGCGAAAUUGACAGCAGAGGAAAAUUCACGCAUAUUUGCUGGACGACAAAUACAUCCAUUUUUCACAUCAUGGAAAGCAGGGAAAACAAGCCAAGAUUUGACUGAUUCAGAAAGUAAAUUGUCUUCUUUUGAGAGAAAGGACAAAGGCAUUUCUUUCAACCCUAUCCAUGUAUUUGAGAAUGUUGAGGAUGAUUGCACGACCUUUGACUGGGGACAUUGGGUAAUCUCGGAAAGAAGUGGCAAUGGCGAUCUGGAAUAUGGAUAUUCACCAGUUUAUGAAGGAUCUGUUGACUCCUUGAAUUUUGAUAACAUUAUGAAUGCCUCUCGUUUGACCAGAAUAUCACUAUACCAAAACUGUCACCAGGACUCGGUCCUACAAAAACAGGUUCCUGUUGAGCGGCCUGACAAACCAGAAUGUUCACAUCCCAUUUCAUCCUUAUCAUUGGCAUCACUGGCUGAUGAGAGAGUAAUAUGUAGUGAACAGCAGAAGGAUCAAGAUAUGCUGCCAAAAAAUGCAGAAGACAUCCUUGCUGAACCACUGUUGCUGGACCAGGAAAUUGGAAACAAUUAUUUACUUGCAGGGACUAGUUGCCCAAGCUCUCAGUCUGAGCUCCAGGACAAACUUCUUGAGGAAAGGAUCAUGUCCCAUUAUCAUACUUGUCAUAAUCAGCCUGAAAAUUGUCUCUGGACCGACAAGUACCAGCCUCAGAAUGCCAGACAGAUAUGUGGUAAUGGUGAAGCAGUGGAACUUUUAAGUGACUGGCUUCAUCUUUGGCACAGAAGGGGUUCCCUAAUCAGUAGAAGUUGCAUGGAUGAAGACAUUUCUGUUGUGCAAGAUAUUGAUCAUGAUUACAAGCAAAAUGAUGCUAAUUAUGAUACCAUCAAGGAUGAAGAAGCCUUGAAGAAUGUUCUCUUAAUUACUGGACCAGCUGGGAGUGGGAAAUCUGCUGCCAUCUAUGCUUGUGCCAGAGAUCAAGGAUUUCAGGUUAUCGAGAUAAAUGCAUCGGAUUGGCGUAAUGGAGCUCUAGUAAAGCAGAAGUUUGGCGAGGCUGUAGAAUCUCAUUGGCUUCAGCGUGCAGUAGACAGUGGGACAAAUUCAGACAACAAAUCCCUAUCAAAGUUUUUUAAGGCUGUCAAUGCAGAGGCACAUUGCUCCGAUGAUGAAGUAUAUGAACUGAUACACUUAUUGGAUAAGGAGGCUUCGCAAGAAGCUGGUGAAUUGCUGAAGGUAUCAGUCUCUGGAGAGAGCAGGACUGCUAAUUGUCAAAAUCAGAUAAAAACCUUGAUUCUUUUUGAGGAUGUUGAUGCUACUCUGGAUGAAGAUCAUGGUUUUAUAACAACUAUACAACAACUAGCAGAGACAGCGAAAAGGCCCAUGAUAUUGACUAGUAAUAGUGACAGUCCUGUCCUCCCAAAGAAUUUGGACAGGUUAGAGUUGAGCUUUUCUGUACCAUCAGUGGAUGAGCUUCUUCCACUUGUCCAUAUGAUUUGUGCCUCAGAAAAAGCUAAAAUCCAUCCUUGCUUGGUAGAACGAUUUGUUUAUUUUUGUCAAAGAGACAUUCGCAAAACCAUCAUGCUUCUCCAGUUUUGGUGCCAGGGUCAAACUCUUGAGAGAGGUAAUGAAUUUUAUAGAACACAUUGGCCAGUUCUAUUCGAUCUUGAUGCUGCGCAUCACAUCCUACCAAAAGUGAUACAUUUCGGUUACCCUUCAAAGCUCUCUGAACUUGUGGCGGAGGAGGUUGUUAAGUCGUUGAUUUUGAUGGAAGAAACCAAUGGCUUGAUGAACACAAAUAGUGGUGAGGACCGAAAUGACUGUGGUGCAGAAAAUACCCAUAUGCAUAAUGCUGAACCAGACCCUGUUAAGGUGAAAAAGAAGGCAAUGUUAAGCUUGCAGUGUUCACUUCUUGAUGAUGUUGAAUGUGCACAAUUUGAGGCCAACAGUGAGCUUUUUGAUUUCUCUUGCUCCCCAGUCACACUUCCUCAGCAAAAGGGUAGGAGAAAGAUCAACACCGUUCUUUCUUCUGAUUCUGAAGACGAGGUCUCAGGUGGCAGUAUUCCCUUAAUUUCAGCUGGAGUAGAUAUUAAUCCCGAAGUAGUUGACAUGAAAAACAUACCAAUCUCUCAAUGUUUUUCGACUGAAAUACAUCACCAUCCAACUAGACUGAUCUAUCCUUCUGAAGUAGAGAAGUUGGAAGAUCAUUGCCAGCUUCAGGAAAGAGUUGAUUAUUCUCAUAUAGAAGGUACAUCACUUGAUGUGUCGCUUGUGCCAGAAUCAUCCUUCGUCCCUGAGACAGAGAUUAUCAAUGAAGCAGAAUUAUAUUCGACAACAGUGUCUUAUGGUCAUUUUGUCAAUGCAAUGGGAGGUAACUUUAUAAUUGAAGACCAAGAUCUAACACCUAUUCUUGCACCUGAUAUGGGUGCUCAGUCCUGUAAACCUUUGCAUGUACUGCACAACAAGGAAAUCUUAGGAAAUACUUCUGAUACUAGUGCUUGUCAAGAGGAGGUGGGAGACUCUCAUAAAUCCGAGACAGAUCUUCCAAGAGGCUAUCAACUUUUGGAUGAGUGUAGUCGUAUGGAUUUCACGAGCCAAUUGAAGUCCUUGGACAAUCCUGAAUCUGAUCAGGUGAUUGAUUUUGUAAAAAGAGCAUGGCAGAGGCUGCAUUACAGCAAUGAUUUAAGGAAGUAUGUGACUGCAGAAGAGAAAAUUGCUUCCCAAGGUUUAACGUUUGCUACUGGAAUGAGUAAUUUAAUCGCAGAGGCUGAUCUGUUACUGAAAGAUUGCCAGACUCUAGUAUCUGAUUCUUUGGGAUCAUCAGCGAUUCCUGGUGAGAGAACUCAUUCCUAUAGUUAUUAUGAUAAUCAAUUGGAAAUGUCAUCAAUUAUUGCUCAGCACGGAAUGUGCUUCUAUGCCAAAGAAGUUGCUUCUUUAGGGUUAGGGACCACAAACACCUCGAGUUUGGCCUCAGAAAUGUUGUCAUCCUCAGCAAGUUCGGUUGCAUUAGGGAAACUGGCUAGUCAGGACCAAAGAAAGGUUGAUCGAUCAGAUAUAAAAACAUACAAAGAUCUCAAAAUUUCAAUGAGCAGCGGAUCAGAUUCAUCUCUUUGCAAUAUACUUCAGAACAUAGUCCCUCCAAAGUCGUAUCUAGCAGCAAAGGGUAACGCACUCCAUGAAUACAUCUCAACAUUGAGCCAGAUUUCAAGAUUUGAAGCCUCCCGUUUAUCCGAAUUCAUUAACAGAAAGCAAAGAAGAGCACGCGUUCCACGACAUUAUUUGAAUUCUGGUCCGUUAUCAAUUUCAUCUGAAGAAAUAUCAUUGCUGGGCCGGUACAAUUGCUACCAAAAAGGUUCCUUCUCGUCUUAGGUGUAAAAUGUCUACAUUAAGAAAAUUAACAACCUUGACCUAGAAAACAACACUUUUGAAGUUUAAUCCCGAGGAGGAGAUCAUGCAUAUGCCUGCUGCUGCAUUCCUUAUAUCGCCCGCGGCAGUCUUUAGGUUCCCUGAGAGAGAUCGGAAACUGAUGGGCAGAACUGCAGGGAGUACAAUCAAUGUAAAUCUAGAGUAAUUCAUCCUAUUUAUUUGAAUUAUAGAUUUGAAAGUAGUCAAUGGAAACUUCAUUUAUUUCUCUAGUUCUAGUUGCAAAAUAAUACACUAAGCUGCAGUCUGUAGCUUUUUCUGAAAAAAUACAAAAUUCUAGUGCUCAGCUUUUCUCUUU
Messenger RNA from Sesamum indicum (sesame), 4421 nucleotides. RefSeq names its product P-loop containing nucleoside triphosphate hydrolases superfamily protein. The record is from RefSeq and is a predicted model, not a curated record. Gene Ontology annotation, molecular function: chromatin binding; ATP hydrolysis activity; DNA clamp loader activity. Gene Ontology annotation, biological process: mitotic DNA replication checkpoint signaling; DNA repair; DNA damage checkpoint signaling. NCBI's taxonomy places the organism in Eukaryota, Viridiplantae, Streptophyta, Magnoliopsida, Lamiales, Pedaliaceae.